Echinops telfairi (small Madagascar hedgehog) is the source of this 1770-nucleotide messenger RNA. Its product is annotated as zinc finger protein OZF-like. The record is from RefSeq and is a predicted model, not a curated record. Gene Ontology annotation, biological process: regulation of immune system process; regulation of cytokine production; negative regulation of transcription by RNA polymerase II. The coding region runs from base 55 to 1500 and encodes 481 amino acids. Lineage: Eukaryota; Metazoa; Chordata; Mammalia; Afrosoricida; Tenrecidae. The transcript is spliced from 2 exons.
CAAAACAGUAACGGAGGAGAAAUACUGUCUACUGAACAUGCAGUGCCUCAAUUCAUGAAGACUGACACCUGGUCCUCUAUUUUGGUUGAAAGCUCCCAAUCCCGUGUCAAUACAGACCAGCAUGAAAGCCAGGGGAGAUAUUUGAGGGAUCUUACAGUGAAGACCAUCUGUGAAAGUAGUAGAGGCCAUCAGUGUGAGACUCCAAAUCUUACUGUGGUACAAAGCAGUUUUCCUGAACAAAAUCCGUUUCAAUGUUGUGAAUGUGGAAAAGCCUUCAUGGAUUACUCCUCCUACACUGGUCACAUCAGAUCCCACACAGGAUGUGACAUCUGUGAGAGUAAGAAAAGUGGACAGGCCUGUGAUUGUCCCUCAAAGCUGACCCCUUCUCUGAGAACUCUUCCAAGAAAGAAAGCCGACGGUGAAAAAGAGCGUGGGAAGGAUGUCAGUGUGCCAAGCCUUCAGAAUCCCGUGAGAACACGCAUGGGUGAAAAAUGCUAUGUGUGUCACAAAUGUGGGAGGGAUUUCUGUGGUUUCUCAUCCUUUUGGAAACACGUGAGAGGCCCUAAGUGUGAUCAUAAGGAGCAGUCUGCAUCCUGUGGUUUGCUGUCAUCCCUAAGUCUACAUAAAACAUUUCAGAACUUUGAUAAACAUCAUGUAUGUAAAGACUAUGAGGAAGACUUUAGAUUUUCUUUGUCACUCACACAGCAGGUGGACAUUCACAAGGGAAAGAGGAGUUAUAGGUGUAAGGAAUGUGGGAAGGCCUUCACUCAAUCCUCCAACCUCAUUAUCCAUAGAAGAAUCCACAGUGGAGAGAAGCCUCAUGAAUGUAAGGAUUGUGGGAAAGCCUUCACUCACUCCUCAAACCUGAUUAUACAUAGAAGAAUCCACAGCGGGGAGAGGCCUUAUGACUGUAAGGACUGUGGGGUAGCCUUUAGGUGUUCCUCACAUCUCACUAGACACCUGAAAACUCACAAUGGGCAGAAGCCUUAUGAAUGUAAAGAAUGUGGGAAAACCUUUUCUCGGUCCUCAAAACUCACUAGUCAUAGAAAAACUCAUAGUGGAGAGAGGCCCUAUGACUGUAAGGAAUGUGGCAAAGCCUUUAGCGAGUUUUCUAUCCUCAGAAGACACAGUACAACUCACAGGGAGGUGAGGCCUUACGAAUGUAAAGAAUGUGGCAAAACUUUCACUCGCUCUUCACACCUCAUUUCACAUACAAGAACUCACAGUGUCGAUAAGCCUUAUGAAUGUAAGCAGUGUGGGAAAGCCUUUAGGCAUUCCUCAAACUUAACUAUACACACAAGGACUCAUACAGGAGAGAGGCCUUAUGCAUGUAAGGAAUGUGGGAAAACCUUUAGAUGUUCUUCUUGCCUGACUGUACAUACAAGGACUCAUAGUGGAGAGAAGCCUUAUGAAUGUGAGGCAUGUGGGAAAGCGUUUAGUCAAGCCAGUAAGUUCAAUGCACAUAGACGCAGCCACACUGUAUUGGUCUUAGGAGUGUAAGCAUGGUGGGGACGCCUUUAUUCUUAUGUAUAUUACAUUGUAUAUAUAUUGUACAUAUUGUAUAUUAGAUUGAGUUGUAUUACCUAGGAUUUCAAACUGUAUGUUAAAAUGUGUGUAAUAUAAAUCAUUAAUACUAUUACUUUGAGUAUUAUAUUGUGUUUAACAGAAAACUAAUGUCAUACACAUGCAAAAUUAGUAUGUUUAUAUUUUAUUUUGUAUAUUGCAAGCCUUAUGACAUUUUGAUAUACUAUACUGAACAAAUACAUUGAA